CCCUCCCUCCUUCCCUCCCGCCCGCUCGGCCGCCAUGUCGGAGCCGGAGGCCGCGGGGAGCGAGGCGACCCCGCCGCCCCCGUCCCUCAGCGACGUGCAGGACCUGGUGCGCAGGAAGGAUGAGAUCGAGGCGCAGAUCAAGGCCUACUAUGAAGUCCUGGAGGAUCAAAAAGGAGUUGGGAUGCAUGAACCUCUGGUGGACACUGAGGGAUAUCCCCGGGCAGAUGUGGACAUAUAUCAAGUCCGAACUGCAAGGCACAACAUUAUUUGUUUGCAGAAUGACCACAAGGCAAUUAUGAAGCAGGUGGAAGAAGCCCUGCACCAGCUGCACGCCCGCGAGAAGGAGAAGCAAGCCAAGGAUGCCGCCGAAGCCCAAGAUGAGGCCAGAAGCCAGAGCCAGAACCUCCCGCGGGCAUUCGCCAAAGUGACCGGUGUUACGGCCGGCUCUCCCGCAAGCAAUUCUGGCCUGCAAGUGGAUGAUGAGAUCGUUGAGUUUGGCUCUGUUAACGCCGACAACUUCCAGACGUUGCACAACAUCAGCACUGUGGUGCAGCACAGUGAAGGGAGCCCAUUGAGUGUAACGGUCAUCCGAAGUGGUGAGAGACGCCGGCUUCGACUCACCCCUAUGCGUUGGGCUGGAAAAGGACUCCUGGGCUGCAAUAUUGUUCCUUUGCAAAGAUGAUUGCUUCUUGGAGAACAGUAAAAUACAAGAAGUCACCUCCUGUAGCACCUUGGAUUCUGUUUUGGAUUGAAAUGUCCCAUCUGCAGGGGCUGAUGAGGCUUAGGGGUUUGAAACAAGUGUGAUAUCUUGAAUUCUGAAUGUUAGAGAUGCUGCACUUAAAAGGGUUUUGACCAGCAUAGUCUGACUUCAUUGUGGUUACUUUCAUCUUUAUGCUUUUUGGAGGCUCGUGCUGCCCCUGCCUCAGCUUGCAAUGGAAAUUAAUGUUUUUUUCGGGGAGAAGAGGAAACUGGAGAAAAGUUUGCCAAAUAUUUAAGCUACUUAGUGUUCUUGGACUGCUUUUUUUUCUCCGCAAACAGAUCUAAUUUGCAGAGUGCCGAUUGGCCGCACGUAACAAUUAAAAAAGGCCAUUUGGUCCUGUUGGAAGCUAAGCUCCAGCUGUCAGUCAGUAGGGCUUAGCUACCCGUAGCUGUGAGGUCAGAAUAUGGCCAAAAGUGUCUGUCUGUAGAGUGUCACCCUUCAUUAGGGGAGCUGUCAAAGCGAGGACAAUUCUGAUGAGGUUGAAUUUCAGAAUCCAAGUUUUCUGUGAGGAGUGGUUUAAAGGAGCUGUAUAAAGGACAUCUGUAGCAGCACUGAGUAUGCUCAGAACACUUUUGUACACAGACCAAACCCUCUCUCAUAAAGAUGGGACUCACUUUGGUCCCUGUGGCACAGACGAGGCCUGAACUCUACAGAGACAGUUGUUAAGGCCCGACUCAGUAUUUGUCUGUGUCUCCGCUCUGUUUUUGUUCACCAGACUUGGGGAUUAAAAGUAUGCAAGUGGAUUCAUAACAUAGUUUGGUCAAAGGUGCCCAUCUUAAUGCACUCCUCCUGUGCCUCCCAUGCUUUCUCGACCCGGCACAAUAUUCAUAUUGCUAAAGUGACAAUCCGAGCACGGGGGACAGAAUUGACACUAUUGAUGGGGACUUCAGAGUUAACAGAUCUAGACAUUUUAGGUUUGGUUUUCUGAGAACUCUUAUGAUACAUUCCAGUGAUUUCAAGUUUCUAUUCAUUAGCAGUCUUUCCAGCUCUGGCCCAGAGCCUGCAUUUGCAGGGUCCAUGGUGUACUUUUGCCAUUGUUGAUGGCUUGGAUCAAAUGUCAGAGAACAUAAUAGUGAGAUCCUUCUGUGUGUUGUCACGUUUUUCUUGAGUUCACUUGCCCACCUUGGGGUUUGUGCUGUUUAAUUCUCUUUCCCUCUUGGCAGAAAAAUCAAGCUGCCAAACUGGGUGCAAUUCAUUCAUCAUCAGCCUUCUAUUGUUACUGCAGAAAUGUUGCAUUUACUAAUGUGUGCUUUUUGAAUUAGAAGAGUUCUGACUAAUAAGUAUUUUUCAGGCUCUUUCCAAUAGGUCUCUGACAGUUUAAUAAACACAAAACUGCAUCAUCCAA
Ornithorhynchus anatinus (platypus) is the source of this 2105-nucleotide messenger RNA. It is a transcript of the gene PSMD9, whose product is annotated as proteasome 26S subunit, non-ATPase 9. Bases 35 to 682 code for a protein of 215 amino acids. Gene Ontology annotation, biological process: proteasome regulatory particle assembly. NCBI's taxonomy places the organism in Eukaryota, Metazoa, Chordata, Mammalia, Monotremata, Ornithorhynchidae. Gene Ontology annotation, molecular function: protein binding. The transcript is spliced from 6 exons. Gene Ontology annotation, cellular component: cytoplasm; nucleus. The record is from RefSeq and is a predicted model, not a curated record.